This is a messenger RNA of Haliotis rufescens (red abalone), 834 nucleotides long. RefSeq names its product fibrillin-2-like. The coding region runs from base 75 to 533 and encodes 152 amino acids. Gene Ontology annotation, molecular function: calcium ion binding. Lineage: Eukaryota; Metazoa; Mollusca; Gastropoda; Lepetellida; Haliotidae. The transcript is spliced from 4 exons. The record is from RefSeq and is a predicted model, not a curated record.
AUGCAGGGGGUACAUGGAGGUAUAUAAGACCCCCACAGACAUUAUUUGCAGUACCCAGCUCUACACCUCGCACAAUGCAGAUCUACAGGACACCGUUGGCGAUUUCUGUCCUCAUCUUUGUAGUCACGAUCCAUCUACCCUACACUCAUGCCCAGGCUCAGUGCGACACCGCGGGCUGCCUGAAUGGCGUAUGUCUCUUGCCUCCGGCUGUAGCUACCCCUACAUGCAAUUGUUCUCAAGGGUUUUCGCCAGACCCGACAAACCCAAAUGUUUGCAAUGUGGCAGAUUUUGACGAAUGUACUGCCAACCCGUACAUUUGUGGCUACGCCUACAAUCCGACAUACGGUCAAUACGGCCCGACUGGCACUUGCGUGAACGCCCCAGGCACCUACUACUGCAUGUGCUAUCCGCCAUUCAUGGCCACCUAUAUGUAUAAAAGUUGUUACUAUUACCAACCCCCUCAACAGAACGUAUACCAGGAUCUUUAUUCGUGGUACCUAUUCAGCGACGAAUUUGACUUCGGAUUCGAUUAAAAUGUCGAUUUGAAAAUAUUUGUAAAAUUUCCACCAUUUAUCUUAAUUAUACUUUUAGCACCCUUCCCCCAUGCAUGUAUAUGUGUAGAAACGUAUUGCGCGUACAGCUGUGUGUUCUUUAGUUUGUGUGUCAUCAGUGUACUGAUAUCGUUGUUAACUUUGUUUCAUAAAUAUUCUCGCAAGCAACUUGAGCAACCAAAUUGAAGACCGAUUUACUUUGUAUAUAUUUCAUGUAGCCAGUAGCGUUUACGCCCUUGUAUUUUUUACUUUGUUUACAUGUCAAAUAAAGAACUUCACUCAC